This is a messenger RNA of Solanum dulcamara, 693 nucleotides long. RefSeq lists its product as uncharacterized. The record is from RefSeq and is a predicted model, not a curated record. The transcript is spliced from 3 exons. Lineage: Eukaryota; Viridiplantae; Streptophyta; Magnoliopsida; Solanales; Solanaceae. The coding region runs from base 1 to 693 and encodes 230 amino acids. Gene Ontology annotation, molecular function: zinc ion binding; nucleic acid binding.
AUGGUGGCUGAUAUGGGAGAUUGUGUACAUCGGUUUGUGAGUGGGUUGGGACCACAUUUAGUUAAGGAGUGCUUGACGGCUUCACUCCAGGAUGGGAUGACUAUUGCUCGUAUCCAAGCCCACGCCCAAAACCUGGAGGAACAACACCAACCACAAAGAGGUGAACGUUAUUCGGAUGGAGGCCAAUCAGCAGCCAGUGCACCUCCUCGAUUUGCGGAUAGAAGAUUUAACCGUCCUACCUAUUCAGGACCAGAACAGAGUUCUAGGGUUUUAGGGUCCCAGUAUAGAGUUGAUUUUAACAAGACAGGGCAACCCCCACUACGGUGUUCUCGGUGUGGCAGGUCGCACGCUGGGCGGUGCUACCUAGAUACAGGUGCAUGUUUUGCCUGUGGUCGGACUGACCAUUUAAUGCGUGAUUGCCCACUAAGGUAUGAAGGAGACAGAGCCCAGCCCGCCGGAUCGGCAGUUGGUUCAUCAUCGACUGUGCGCCCUCCAGGAAAGACUUUCCAGGCUUCAGCGAGCCGUGGCCAAGGCAGAGGAGGAGGGGCACCCAGCUCAGCCGGUCCUCCGCACCGUAUAUAUGCAUUGGCAGGACGACAGGAUCCUGAACCUUCCUCGGAUGCGACUACAGGUUCCACUUUAUCGUAUACCGCUCUCUGUAUUGCUGAACAUAUUGGGAAUUGGAAAGUCUAG